GCCACGUACUGGCAGGCGUUUCAGAGUGAAAGAGGCUGCGGAUGAGCAGACCCGGGGGGAACUCCAGGGCAUAGACAGGGGGCUCCAGCCCGGGGCAGAGAGUCCGGCACGAAGCAGGUUCCGGGCCACGGUUUGGGAGGUGGGCUGCGGAGGAAGAAGUUGGCAGGUCUCAUGGCUCCUGGAGGACGCGCACUCGGGAUGCUGGUCCCCGCCCUCCUCCUGCUCUUCUGCUUCAGAGGGCGCGCAGGCUCUCCGCCCCACUUCCUGCAACAACCGGAGGACCUGGUGGUGCUCAUGGGUAGCGAAGCGCGGUUGCCCUGUGCUCUGGGCGCAUACAGGGGGCUUGUUCAGUGGACCAAGGAUGGGCUGGCUCUGGGGGGCGAAAGGGACCUGCCAGGGUGGUCCCGGUACUGGAUAUCAGGGAAUGUGGCCAGCGGCCAGCAUGAUCUCCACAUUAGGCCCGUGGAGCUGGAGGAUGAAGCAUCGUAUGAGUGUCAGGCAACACAAGCAGGCCUCCGAUCACGACCAGCCCAACUGCACGUGCUGGUGCCCCCAGAAGCCCCCCAAGUGCUGGGCGGCCCCUCUGUGUCUCUGGUUGCUGGAGUUCCUGCGAACCUGACCUGUCGGAGCCGAGGGGAUGCCCGCCCCACCCCUGAGCUGCUGUGGUUCCGAGAUGGGGUCCGGCUAGAUGGGACCACCUUCCACCAGACCUUGCUGAAGGGAAGGACCUCUGGGUCCGUGGAGAGCACCUUAUUCCUGACUCCUUCCAGCCAGGACGAUGGAGCCACUUUGGUCUGCCGGGCCUGGAGCCAGGCCCUGCCUACAGGGAGGGACACAGCUGUCACACUGAGCCUGCAGUACCCCCCAGUGGUCACUCUCUCCGCUGAGCCACAGACUGUGCAGGAGGGAGAGAAGGUCACGUUCCUGUGCCAGGCCACAGCCCAGCCUCCUGUCACCGGCUACAGGUGGGCAAAAGGGGGCUCCCCAGUGCUCGGGGCCCGCGGGCCGAGGCUGGAGAUCGCGGCAGAUGCCUCGUUUCUCACCGAGCCCGUGUCCUGCGAGGUCAGCAACGCCGUGGGCAGCGCCAACCGCAGCACCGCUCUGGACGUGCUGUUCGGGCCGGUUCUGGAGGCAAAGCCAGAGCCCAUGUCCGUGGACGUUGGGGAAGACGCCUCCUUCAGCUGUGCCUGGCGCGGGAACCCGCUCCCACGGGUGACCUGGACCCGCCGCGGGGGCGCGCAGGUGCUGGCCUUCGGCCCCACGCUGCGUCUCCCGUCGGUGGGGCCCGAGGACGCCGGCGACUACGUGUGCAGAGCCGAGCCGGGGCUCCCGGGGCGAGGGGACGGCGCGGCCGAGGCCAGGCUGACAGUGAACGCUCCUCCCGUAGUGACUGCCCUGCACUCUGCGCCCGCCUUUCUGAGGGGCCCCGCCCGCCUGCAGUGUCUAGUUUUCGCCUCCCCUGCUCCGGAGACCGUGGUCUGGUCUUGGGAUGACGGCUUCCUGGAGGCAGGGGCCCGGGGCCGGUUCCUGGUGGAGACUUUCCCAGCCGCAGAGGGUCCAGGCUUGAUCUCUGUGCUGCACAUUUCUGGGACCGAGGAGUCUGACUUCAGCAAAGGCUUCAACUGCAGUGCCCGGAACCGGCUGGGCGAGGGAGGCACCCGGGUCAGCCUGGGCCGCAGAGACCUGUUGCCCACUGUGCGGAUCGUGGCUGGAGUGGCCUCUGCGGCCGUGACUCUCCUUAUGGUCAUCACCGGAGUGGCCCUUUGCUGCUGGCGCCAUGCCUCUUUCUCCAAGCAAAAGCAUCUGGUUCAAGUCCCCGGCAGCAGCGACAGCUCCAGUUCCAGGUGCCCUGAGGAGGAGACAGGCAGCAGCGAGGACCCGGGCCCCAUUAUGCACGCUGACCACAGUGGCCUGACUCUGGAUGAGGAAGGGGCUCUGGAGAGCAAGGACCCAACCAACGGUUACUACAAGGUCCGAGGGGUCAGCGUGAGCCUGAGCCUUGGUGAUGCCCCUGGAGGAGGCCUCUUCCUGCCCCCCACCUCCCCUCUGGGGCCCCCGGGGACCCCUACCUUCUAUGACUUCAACCCACAUCUGGAUACGAUGCCUCCCUGCAGACUGUACAGAGCCCGGGCAGGGUAUCUCACCACACCCCACCCUCGGGCCUUCACCAGCUACAUCAAGCCCACAUCCUUCGGGUCCCCAGAUUUGGCCUCUGGGACUCCCCACUUCCCAUACGCAGCCUUCCCCACCCCCAGCCAUCCUCGACUUCAGACUCACGUGUGACAUCUCUCCAGCUAAGGAGUGCCGGAAUCUUCCUGCCAUCAUAGGCCGCCCUGAUUUCUGAAGAACCAGAACAUGCUGGCUACUUUCCCCUCCCAACAUUGGGCACUGGGGGAGGAGGUCAUCACAGUCAUCAGGAUCGCUGUUGUACACUCAACUCAGCCACAAAGGGAUGCCCGGCUGGGGGCAGGAUGGCCACUGUGCCCACCUAUUUCUUAGUGUAAAUGAAAUUCAGGAUGGCGGCCAGGACCUCUGAAGAGGGGUGGGAGGAUGGGGAUUAGGGGCAGGCUGGGAGUUGCC
This is a messenger RNA of Oryctolagus cuniculus (rabbit), 2580 nucleotides long. It is a transcript of the gene KIRREL2, whose product is annotated as kirre like nephrin family adhesion molecule 2. The record is from RefSeq and is a predicted model, not a curated record. Gene Ontology annotation, biological process: cell-cell adhesion. Lineage: Eukaryota; Metazoa; Chordata; Mammalia; Lagomorpha; Leporidae. Gene Ontology annotation, molecular function: cell adhesion molecule binding. Gene Ontology annotation, cellular component: cell-cell junction; plasma membrane.